Molecule: messenger RNA, 1059 nt
Organism: Aspergillus heteromorphus CBS 117.55
Lineage: Eukaryota; Fungi; Ascomycota; Eurotiomycetes; Eurotiales; Aspergillaceae
Exons: 1
Coding region: 1-1059 (352 amino acids)
Source: RefSeq, a predicted model, not a curated record
AUGGCUGCUCGGGCCCGGUCUGAGCCCAUUCACGCGUCCAGUCUGCUGGACAGUGGGCUCGACGAUAUCAUGGUUCCCAGUCUGCAGCCACUCUCACCUUCGAAGCUGCGCUCUUCGGUUCAGCCCGGUAUUCGGAAGCAGCUAGAUACCAAUGUGCUCAUGGAUCAAGGCGUGGAAAAUCUACUUAUACCGGUGUUAGAACCCCAGCGGGUGAGUAGUCGUUUCCGGGCAACCGCCACCACUACCCACGUUGAAUUUCCCUGGUUGACUCGCCGCGUGCACGUCAAGAGACAGUCCUUUGACAACAUGAGAGCCCCUACCACUGUGCGUUGGGAUGGAAAGCUCCGAUGGGCCAUGAAGGGAUGCAGCGUGUUUGACAACCCGGAUGAGGAGAUCGACGCCUUCCUAUACCGCCCCAAUGUUGUCGCCAAGGAAUCCCUGUCUGAGCUCUGGGUUUUCCAGUAUGGACUGCGUUAUAUUCCCGCGAAGGAUGAGAAGGACGUGUAUCGCACCGUCAAGAUCGAGAAACUGCCAUCGGAUGUGACGAUGAAACAGAUCCUGCCUCUCAUUCACGGCGAAAUCUACUCCGCUCAUCUCCUUGAUACUGUUCCCAUCCUCGGAUACAAAACCGCUCUUGUGACCUUUGUGAGACAGGCGGAUUGUCUAAGCUUUGCUGAGUCCUCUGGAGGAAAACUCGAUAUGGGACCGGCGCAGGCCGAAGCGACUCUGGUUCAGACACCGACUUAUCCCAUGAGCGCGGAGAUGACUCGGUCGGUCCUCGACAAAGGUCGGACGCGGUGUAUCUGCAUCUGUGGUCUCCGGGAGACUAUGAAGGGCGAAGUCCAUCGCAUCCUGGCUAGAUCGGCUCACUUGAAUUAUGUGGAGUGCAUCGAAGAUGGACAGGUGGUGGGCGAGGUUUACGUUCGGUUCCAUUCGAUCAAGGUGGCGAUCGCAGUGCACAAGCUUCUGGAGGGCCACCCGAGCUUGGGGGGGUGUAAGUUCCGGUUUCUGAAGGCGAGACAGGAGAACCGACAACCUCGAAUUGGCAUUUGGGAUUGA